Molecule: messenger RNA, 2456 nt
Organism: Physcomitrium patens
Lineage: Eukaryota; Viridiplantae; Streptophyta; Bryopsida; Funariales; Funariaceae
Source: RefSeq, a predicted model, not a curated record
CGCGGAGUUCGUUGGGAUGGGAGAUCUCCGGUGACGGAAUCAGUUGGGCUCCUCUAUCAUGGGACAGAUGCCUGGCGACUGUUAUCAGCUGGGCGGCUUUUCGUUACGUCGUGAGCUCCAGUCAUGCCCUCUCGCUUAGCGUACACGAUUCUCGUUCUUCUGUUCCGUCGGUGUGGUUCUUUGAAUCUUCGUGACAGUUUGCAGAUGGGGUUGUGAGUGUGGUGUUUAAAAAGCUGAUGAGGGGGAGGGGAUUUUAGAAGUGAGCAUGAGAAAGGAGGUGGUCCAUUCCUUCGUCAAGGUCAUUUAACCGACUCGGAGCUAUCCUGGUAUUGCUCUCCUGAUGUUUGAGAAACAGAGCUGGGGCUGUGGAAGGAGAGAGCAUUAUGCUGUUGCAGUGUCAGAGGGCGUGUAGAACUUGCGGGACGUAGAGAAAGGUUUGCAGAUGACAAGAAAGUGUGAUAGCUGUCGGUAGGACUCAGGAAGCUUUCGUCGUCCUUCGAGCAACAUCAGAAACAUUCAACUCGUGGUAAUUGCAAGAAUCUUCCAAGAACCCUUGUUGAGUCCCAUUCAUGUCGUGUAUGAAACUGAAAAUAUUGCAGUACGUAGUGCCAAGACCUCGUAGCUCAUUCUCCAGCUCAAUUUUCCUAUGCACCCAGCAGCAUCCGAGUACGGCUUUACGCUCUUGUGCUUGAAAUCUUCGAAUUAAAAGUGUUGAAGAUUGUGUAAGUCUCUUCAAGUUCUGAGAAUAAGCCUCCUUCAGUCAUUGGAUUCUGGUGCAAGUUAUAACAUAUUUGAAAUCUUGGAUCACGCUCCCAUGAAGUACUCCCAGUACUUUCUAAUGCAGGACCAGCAGAGAGCUUCACUUCUCAACAACCCGCACUUCUGGGACUCUUCCCAUCCCUCAUCUGUUUAUGCUACCCCAAACAACAAUAUGUACAAUAAUCCUGGCCAAUGUCAGCACUUGGCAUAUCCUGCAUACUAUGUGGACAGUCCCUCCACAGUUGCUCUAGACAUAAACUCAGACAACUUCGGAUACGAGGAAGAUCAGAGAACCUCUGAGCGCUUGUCAGAGCCAUUCAGUGCCAGCUUGUUGAGCAGAAGCACCUCCUUCUUGAGCAAUUGCACAUCGGAACGUGUCUCUAUACCGGAUGUAUCGGCCCGUCGACAGUCUUGGUGCAAGUCGAUACAGGAAUCGAUGGCGACGAACAAGUGGGAGACAUGUGACGAGGAGAUGAGUUUGGAGGCCAAGGGCGAGAGAACUCGACUAAGGUGGCUUGACAUUUUGAAGUCUUUGAUCUCGUGGUUGUGUAUCACAGUCUUACUCGUGGGAUUCUUAAUGGCACUCUUUACUUCCAUGUACUGGCUUAUUUGCCACCCUCAAGCACCUAGCACCACUUUUAAGGGAGUGGAGUUUCAAAGUUUUAACGUCAUGCAAGGAUAUGAUCGAACUGGCGUGCCCACUGAUAUGGUCAACUUGGAUGCAACGGUUAAACUAUCUGUCAAUAAUCCCUCUAAAUAUUACGGCGCGUUUGUGAGCGCCCCUGCUGUCCACCUUUCAUAUCUCCCAAGAUCCAUCGCACAUAGUCAGGUGCCAGGCUUCUACCAAGGCUGCAAUUCAGAAAGGGACAUUAUAAUUAAAGCAAAUGCUGAGUACGAACCUUUGUAUGGAGCGGGGCCGAGCCUUCAGCAAGCAAUGCUGGAGAAUCGGCACAUCCCACUCGGCCUCAUUAUCUCUCUGAAGUCACACGUCAACGUGUUUGGCAAUAUUGUACUGAAGUACUUCAUUCAAACCCACGUCUGCAACGUUAUGCUGAAUCCAAAUACUGGGACAGUAACUGCUACUUACUGUGAACCUCCGAGAAAGCAAGAGGGCUAUGACAUUUCUCGCUUUAAAAGGCACUCUCCAUGACCGGGUCUGUGUGCAAGGAGCUGAAUGCUUCUCGUUGAAAGUCCUCAAAUCUAGUAGACUUCAAACAUGCCCAACAGUUGGUCAGACUUUGCAAUCAUUCUCGACUGCCAAUUCUGCAUGCACUAUAACUGAAGGUAGUUCUACGAGCAGUCAUUUUCAAAUGAGAAGAUACUAUUCUUAGAUUGAAGUUUACGGAUAAGAUGCUGUAAUGUCUUGACAAUAGAUAGAGAAUCUAAAAAUAAAUGAUACCCAACAUAUCACCAACAAAUCUGAAGAAAUUUGAAGCAAAGAGGUUGUUUUGGAAGUAAAAGUCUAACAAUUAAAAAUUUAGUAGAAGUAUAAUAAUAGGAGAAACUGUUUGCUUAAUCAAUUUUAAGAGUCUACAAAUUUUAGCUGUAUAUACCAACUACUCAACACACCGAGUCUCUGUGUCUCACUUAUCGAACACAUCCACCGCAUACUUUUAUUUUGAAAUGGCUGGUUUAAAGUGAGAAAAGCCAUCAACACUGUUAUAUAUCUAAUGGACAGCUAAGUGUACACAUCCUAA